AUGAAUCAAGCCGGCAGUAUGCCACGACGAAUUCGAAGCACUAGAGAACAAUUCGACCGAGUAUUUCAAGGCACCAGCGCUGAACCAUCACGCUCAACCACAUGUGCCGAAUAUGUCAAUGACAAUAUGGGUUUUGCUGUUUCAAAACUCUAUAUUAAACAGUAUUUCGAUGAAAAUGCUCGCAAUCAGUCAGUCGAAAUGAUUGGCAAUAUUCGAAGUGCAAUGAAAAAAAUGCUUCAGGAUGCUCCUUGGAUGGAUGAUGAUUCGAGAAGCGCGGCUGCUGAUGCAAUUUACGAGAAUAUCGGCUAUCCCACCUAUUUAGCCAGUGAUAAUAACACAAUACUCGAGAAUAUGUAUGCCGAGUAUAACUUCGGUAUGUCAUACCUUCACAAUGUUCUUAUAAUGCAACAAGUCAAAGCAAGAGAAGAUUUCCGAACCCUUCGCGAACCCGUCGAUCACCGAGCAUGGGGCAGUCUUGCUCCCACUGUUGUAAAUGCCUUCUAUGAACCGUCAACAAAUGCCAUUUGUAAUGUUUGA
Didymodactylos carnosus is the source of this 537-nucleotide messenger RNA. The record is from the annotation of a GenBank genome assembly. Lineage: Eukaryota; Metazoa; Rotifera; Eurotatoria; Philodinida; Philodinidae.